Messenger RNA from Cordyceps fumosorosea ARSEF 2679, 2076 nucleotides. Its product is annotated as copper methylamine oxidase precursor. The transcript has 5 exons. Gene Ontology annotation, molecular function: quinone binding; primary methylamine oxidase activity; copper ion binding. The record is from RefSeq and is a predicted model, not a curated record. Lineage: Eukaryota; Fungi; Ascomycota; Sordariomycetes; Hypocreales; Cordycipitaceae. The coding region runs from base 1 to 2076 and encodes 691 amino acids. Gene Ontology annotation, biological process: amine metabolic process.
AUGACCGCCACCACAUCCCCGCAUCCCCUCUCGGCCCUGUCCGCCGACGAGAUUCGACGCGCCCGUGACGUCGUCCUCGGCCUGCACCCCGGCGCCGUCCUCGACUUUCGCGUCAUCUACCUGCUCGAGCCGCCCAAGGCCGACGUCGUGCGCUUCCUUGACGCCGAGCACGCCGGCACCCUCACCGCCGAUACCCCGCGCCCGCCGCGCCUCGCCCAGCUCAAGUACGACGUCAUCGGCGGCGCCGGCAGCGAUGUGCCGACCCAAUACCACGAGUCCGUCGUCGACCUCGUCACCGGCAAGAGGACGGCCGACGAGGUGAUUGACGCCAAGUUCCACGCCAGUCUGGGCCUUUUCGAGUUUGACAAGGUCGUCAACUGCGUCCAGGAAUCCCCCGAGUUCAAGGAGAAGCUCAAGUCAGUCCGCCUGCCCGAGGGCUUCGAGCUGGUCGUCGAGCCCUGGCCGUACGGCGGGCCGGACGAGGCCGACGGCCAGACGCGCCUCUUCCAGGCGCUCUGCUUCGGCCGCGACGGCCGCACAGGCAACCCAGACGCCAACUUCUACGCCUACCCGCUGCCCUUCAUCCCCAUCGUCGACAUCCGCACGAUGAAGCUGGUCCGCAUCGACCAGCCGGCCACCGGCGGCCUCGGCGACGCGCUCGUCGGCGUCACCAACGAGGUCGGCGUCCUCGACCACUGCCGGUCCGCCGAAUACGUGCCGGAGCUGCUGCCGGGCGGCGUCCGCAAGGACCUGAAGCCGCUCACGGUGCUGCAGCCCGAGGGGCCGAGCUUCAGCAUCACCGAGGACAACCUGGUGGAGUGGCAGAAGUGGCGCUUCCGCGUCACGUUCAACCCGCGCGAGGGCGCCGUCCUGCACGAUGUCCGCUACGACGGCCGCAGCGUCCUGUACAGGCUCAGCAUGAGCGACAUGACUGUCCCGUAUGCCGACCCCAGACCUCCCUUCCAUCGCAAGCAGGCCUUUGACUUUGGCGACGGCGGUCUCGGCAACUGCGUCAACAACCUCACCCUCGGCUGUGACUGUCUCGGCGUCAUCAAGUACUUUGACGGCAUCCUCACCAACCCCGACGGCUCCCCCGAGCCCACCAAGAACGUCGUCUGCCUGCACGAGCAGGACAACGGCAUCAACUGGAAGCACACCAACUGGCGCACCGGCCGCGCCGUCGUCACCCGCCGCCGCGAGCUCGUCGUCCAGUACAUCCUCACCCUCGCCAACUACGAGUACGUCUUCGCCUUCGUCCUCGACCAGGCCGCCGGCAUCACCCUCGAGGCCCGCGCCACCGGCAUCGUCUCCGUCGUCAACAUGGACGUCGGCAAGACCGCCCCCUGGGGCAACGUCGUCAACCCGGGCGCCAUCGCCCAGAACCACCAGCACAUCUUCUGCCUGCGCAUCGACCCGGCCGUCGACGGCCACGCCAACACCGUGGUGCAGGAGGAGAGCCUGCCCGUCGAGGUCGAUCCGGCCACCAACCCCGCCGGCAACUUUUACAGGGUCGAGUCCACGGUGGUCGCCGAGUCGGCCGGCCUGGACCUCGACCCGUUCAGCAACCGCGUGUUCAAGAUCCAGAAUCGUAGUGUGAAGAACCCGGUGAGCGGCAAGCCGGUGGGGUACAAGGUGGCGGGCCCGCCGUCGCAGCUGCUGCUGGCUGCGCCGGGGAGCAUCCAGGCGAACCGGGCGCACUUUGCGAGGCACCACCUCUGGGUCACCAAGCACCGCGACGACGAGCUGUACGCCGGCGGGCGCCACACGCUGCUCAGCCGCAACGAGGUCGGCGGGCUGCGCGACGCGGCCGACCGCAAGGACAGGGUCGAGGACGAGGACAUUGUCGUCUGGAGCGUCUUUGGCCUGACGCACAACCCGCGCGUGGAAGACUGGCCCGUCAUGCCCGUGGAGAUGAUUCAGGUCCACAUCACGCCGUCCGACUUCUUCACGGGCAACCCGGCCCUGGACGUCCCGUCGAGCGCAGACACCGGAUCCAAGCUCACGGAGGGAGCGGGCUCGUCCUGCUGCACCACGGCCAACGGCACGAAUGGCGUGAACGGAGCUAAUGGGCACUAG